Molecule: messenger RNA, 1149 nt
Organism: Athene cunicularia (burrowing owl)
Lineage: Eukaryota; Metazoa; Chordata; Aves; Strigiformes; Strigidae
Gene: CRLF2
Product: cytokine receptor like factor 2
Exons: 8
Coding region: 16-1149 (377 amino acids)
Biological process (GO): cytokine-mediated signaling pathway
Cellular component (GO): external side of plasma membrane
Molecular function (GO): cytokine receptor activity; protein binding
Source: RefSeq, a predicted model, not a curated record
UGUGUCAUUCCAAGCAUGAGACUCAUCCUUCAAGCAUGUUCACUGAUGUUCACACUGGGCAACCUGGUGGCUUCUCAGUCACAAUCUCCUGGUUGGAAAGAUGCCAUCAACACCACAAUAAUCAAUUUCAAUAAUGAGAAGAUGCAGAUCACGUGGGCAGCAAAAGAACUAUUUCCUGGCAAGAACGUAUCAUUUUCUUAUACAUUUGAUGAAGGCAAGCAAAAGGUUUGGAAGCCAUGUCCCACCUAUUUAUUGGAUGAAGAUUAUAACUCUGGAUGUCUUUUUAAAACAGAAGGACCCACCCUUGCCAUCUCUAUCAGGCACAGUAAUGGAAGUGAGGAGCUUUUUUCUAAAAGACUAAAAUCCGAUUUUUAUAUAAAACCCAAUCGACCAGAGAAUGUGACAUUCUUCUGGAAAGAUGACACUGUUACUGUAAGCUGUAAUAAACCAGAGAGAGCUGUGAAGUGCUUGAGACUUGAGCUUCAAUACAAAAGCAAGUUUGACAGAGAAUGGCAAUCCAGAACUUCUAAGUGUUGCAGUGUUGGAGAACAAGGCUUUGAUCCAAGGAAAUGCUAUUCUUUCCGGGUCAGACUGAAGAGGCUAGUACCCUACUGCAACGUAGUUAAUUACAGCAGUGACUGGGAAGCAGAAACAUUUUGGAUGAAUGGCACAUUAUUAGAUUCAUGUGAUGAUGAUGAUAUAAAAUCUCAGUCAAACCCAGUAGUUGUUUUAAGUUGUUUGCUGGCAGUACUUCUAAUGAUGCUUAUCCCCUUGAUUCUUCUGUGCAAAUGGCAGAGGCUUCAGAAGUCAGUCAUGCCUGCUAUACCAGAUCCAAAAUACAUAUUUUCUGAUCUCUUCAGUGAUCAUAAUGGAAACUUCCAGGAAUGGAUAGACAAAACUGAUCAUGCAGUGAUGCAAACCAAGCUAGAAUAUGAAGAGCCAGAAUGCAUCAUUGAGGCAGAAAGCCAGCAAGAAUAUGAGAACAGUGACAAACAUGUGCCUCAGGAAAAAAUCACUUUUUCAGGAGCAGCUGAAAAUAAUGACCCCAAAGCAGCUCAGAUUUCCUGCCUGAUGCCAACAUCGAGCACUAUAGCUUCAUUUGCUGGCUUCCAGAUUUUAAUGAAUGAUGACAUGUAUGUGAUGUUAUAA